AUUUUAUGAUGAACUUGUUAUGUUUUCAAGAUAUCUUUAUUUAAAACGAACAUUAUUAUUAAUUAAUUACCGUAUACAAUUUUAAUACACACAAAAACCACAUCACCAUGCUGAAAGUCCUAAAACACAUCACCGUUGAACCGGUGGCAUUUUUCUACAUGUUUGCCAUAUUUGGCGAGUUCACGUGCACCCAGGACAUGAUCUUUGUCAAAUUAUGCGUUCAAUACUUUAACGACUCACCAUGCACCAUUACCAAAAACAGUAACUCCAGUGCGUUGACCAGUAUCAUGUCGGACAGUUCGGAGCAACUACUUUACAACAAUGUCAUUUUAACCGUAAGCUCCAUAAUAGGUUCGUUUAUAGCCGGGUCAUACGGGGAUCGAUUCGGUCGACUGGUGCCCAUAGCGGCCCCACCGGUGCUCUCACUCGUAGCCCAAAUCCUAUUCAUCAUAUCGGCCGCCAAUAUCCACAACCACUUCAACAUACUGUACGUCAUAAUGAUUGGCUCAUUCCUGGGAGGGAUAUCCGGGGGGUCGGCCGGGCUGUUAGCCAACUCGUUCGGGUUCGUGGCCGACAUAACCUCCCAAAAGCACCGGACGGUUCGCAUCAUAGCCCUCGAGGCAAAUAUAUUUUGCGGCGGUUUUGUCGGCUCUAUACUCACGGGUCUUAUUAUGAAACACUACGACAACACAAAUUACGCCAAAUAUUACAUAUGUUUCGGUAUAUUCGCCGUAAUUCAUGGCCUACUAGUGCUGUACGUGUGGGUACGCGUGCGCACAGUGCAGACCCAGUUGUCCCGGAUCACGGCCGACACGCCUACCGACCAAAGUUUUACCUUAUCGUACGUGUUAGAGAUGUUCACGGGUGUCAUAAAAACGGUCGUACGGCGCCGGGAGGGCAACAAUCGGAAAAUUAUAUACUUAUUAACGCUAUGUUUUAUACUCAUAUCCUAUGGCACCGAGGCCAUGAACGCGCUACUAUUUUUGUACGUACGUAACCGGCCCCUAGAGUGGGACAGUGCCCAGUACUCGUUUUAUAAUGGGUGUAAGUUUGGUGCUACCGGUGCCGCUCUACUCUUACUACCGUUAAUUCAACGUUAUGUAUGGCCUAAUAUUAAUGAUAUUUGGGUGGCUAUUAUUGGUGAGGUAUCGCGUGCAUCAGGUUUGGUUCUCAUAGGUCUAGCCACUACCACCCCAAUCAUGUACGUGUCGGUGCUAUUGUACAUGUGUUGCGAAUACCCAUUACCCACCAUAAGGUCCCUAAUGUCAAAGUUGGUUAGGGUGGAUGAGCGGGGUAAGGUACUGGCAUUUUUGGCAUUGUUUCAGAAUUUGUGUUUCCUGUCCGGUGGCAUACUGUUCCCCAUACUAUACAAGCAUGAGAUCAAUAGGACGGGCGGUUUCUCGGGUAUGGGCUUUGAGAUCGCGGCUGUACUACAGGUGUGCGCUAUUGUCGUGUUUAUGUGA
Messenger RNA from Oppiella nova, 1463 nucleotides. The record is from the annotation of a GenBank genome assembly. Lineage: Eukaryota; Metazoa; Arthropoda; Arachnida; Sarcoptiformes; Oppiidae.